CUUCUGCUGAGGAGCUCAGAGCCUCACACAACUAUGGAGAACACAUCCUUCCAGGAGCCCUACCCCAGCAAACCAGGGGACCAACCUCCUGCAUACAACCCUGGACCUCCAGUCAUGCAGCCCUCUCCAUACCCUGCUUAUUACCCACCGGGGCCAGAUCAUGGUGUUCAGCAGACCCUCAUCUGUCAACCAACCUCAACCAAUGUGGUGGUGGUGAAUGGGCAGGUGGCAUCAACCCGGCCCCAGUACAAGGAUUACCUCUGCUGGUCCAUCCUGAACUGUCUGUGCUGCUGCUGGCCCAUUGGAAUUGCUGCCAUUGUCUUUUCUUGCAAGACAAGAAGCGACAUUGAUGCCCACGACCAUGACUCCGCAGCCAGAAAUUCCCGCACAACCUUCAAUCUGAAUGUCUCGGCUCUUGUCAUUGGAAUCAUCAUUGAAGUUAUAUUUGCUGUUUACUAUUUUGCUGUAAUGUAGAAAGAGUGACAGACCCGCCCCCGCUCAGCGCCCCCCCCCCCCCCCCCCCCCCCCGUCCUAUGCUGUAGUGGCUGCCUUUUUAGAAAGAGAAAUUGUGUAAAAUAAAACUUAUUUCAUCUCUGUGCAGUGUUACUGCUUGUCCUGAUCGGGGAAUAGCCUUAUGGAAGAUGACGUUUGAUAGGACAUGAUACUGAUAUAACGUAAGUGCCCCCUCCCUAUUUAUAAUGACAAUGGAAAUACUACUUCAAAAGCUCAGACAGGAUGAUGUUAUAA
This is a messenger RNA of Bufo bufo (common toad), 747 nucleotides long. Its product is annotated as trafficking regulator of GLUT4 1-like. The transcript has 2 exons. The record is from RefSeq and is a predicted model, not a curated record. Gene Ontology annotation, cellular component: membrane. NCBI's taxonomy places the organism in Eukaryota, Metazoa, Chordata, Amphibia, Anura, Bufonidae. The coding region runs from base 34 to 474 and encodes 146 amino acids.